UGGAGAGCGGGAGCUUGGUCUGCACUGCCUACGCCGCUGGCAGCGGGGGAAGGCGGACCGGCGAUUGCCCAGUACCCACUCUCGGCUGCCCGCUGCUCUGUUCUGCGCCCCUGUAAUCCUCAUUCGGGACGCAGUGAACAUUUUUUUUUUAAAAUCACAAGGGCGUGGGUCAGCCUCCCCUAGGACUUCAUGUCUGUAUAUUUCCCCAUUCACUGCCCUGACUAUCUGAGAUCGGCUGAGAUGACUGAGGUGAUGAUGAACACCCCAUCCAUGGAAGAGAUUGGCCUCAGCCCCCGGAAGGAUGGACUCUCCUAUCAGAUCUUUCCCGACCCAUCGGACUUUGACCGAUGCUGCAAACUGAAGGACCGUCUGCCCUCCAUCGUGGUGGAACCCACAGAGGGGGAGGUGGAGAGCGGGGAGCUCCGGUGGCCCCCUGAGGAAUUCCUGGUCCAGGAGGAUGAGCAAGACAACUGCGAAGAGACAGGGAAAGAGAAGAAGGAACAGUAGAGUCCCGCGGCUCACCUGGGUCCUAUGAGCCAGUGUACCUGAACUGUUUUUCUCAUGGCGAUGGAAGAAGAGAGUGAGCCACAAUCAUUCUGAAAAACGUCAAACGAGGCUUCCGUUUUGCACCUGAAAAU
Molecule: messenger RNA, 638 nt
Organism: Arvicola amphibius (Eurasian water vole)
Lineage: Eukaryota; Metazoa; Chordata; Mammalia; Rodentia; Cricetidae
Gene: Lbh
Product: LBH regulator of WNT signaling pathway
Exons: 3
Coding region: 190-507 (105 amino acids)
Biological process (GO): positive regulation of DNA-templated transcription
Cellular component (GO): nucleus
Source: RefSeq, a predicted model, not a curated record